This is a messenger RNA of Penicillium oxalicum, 792 nucleotides long. RefSeq lists its product as uncharacterized. The record is from RefSeq and is a predicted model, not a curated record. The coding region runs from base 1 to 792 and encodes 263 amino acids. Lineage: Eukaryota; Fungi; Ascomycota; Eurotiomycetes; Eurotiales; Aspergillaceae. The transcript has 4 exons.
AUGCGGCAUCAAGCCUUCCCCCCCCCCCCCGCCUCUUCUCUUCUCCCCGGUCUCGAGCGCUCAAGCAUCACAUUGGACUUUGGGGCCCCAAGACUAGGCUUGCAGUGCUGCCAAGAGAUCCCAUCCAUUCUCAAAGCAUAUCCCAUCAUCUUUGGGCGCGUCUGUGUCACUCGAAAGGAUCCGUCCGCGCACAGGGACCCAGCAACAGAUCUAAAAGGGGGCCCCGGGUCUCUGUGGAUCUUUCGUGGCGAAUAUCAGAGCUUCGAGGCCUCCUACAGUGGAGAUGACUUCUCGGGCUUCAAGAUUUUCAUGGAGGAUCUUCACUAUCGAUUUCUAGAUGUCUCUCUCAUGCACGCACCAAUUGGUACCCUUGGAGACCGAACUAAGCCAAGUCGCACAUCAAAGAUGCGACGCAAACAAAAGACAUCCGGCGUUCCGGCCCGUGAAAUGCCCGGAGACUUUGUUCAUCUCCCUUCAGUGGCCACGCUGUCCCUCUCACCAAUCCUGUCAUCUCAUCGGAUGGCCCCUCUGGUAGAGUCAACUGCAGAGGGAGGCGAGGGUAACGCCCAAGCUCAGAGAAUGAAACAGAAAAACUCAAUUCUCCUCCUGACAAGGUUCAGCUUGACCCCUCUUCUUGCUGGGCAGUGCCUCGCUGCCUCGAUCCCGGAGCAAAGAUCAGAUCUCCUGGCAAUGCAAACAAUCAGAGGGCUGUGGCUAUCCAUUGCAGACGCCACCGUGAUGUUGCAAGCGCUGGUUGGAGGGGAAGCAGAUUUUGUUGGGACGAGGAUUUAG